Sphenostylis stenocarpa is the source of this 2190-nucleotide messenger RNA. The record is from the annotation of a GenBank genome assembly. Lineage: Eukaryota; Viridiplantae; Streptophyta; Magnoliopsida; Fabales; Fabaceae.
AUGGCUUGGAAACUCUUUAGCUUAUCUCCCCGUACCACAAAAAAACGAAAGGUUACAACUUCUGAAAUACCCACAUGCUUGGUCCUCGAGUUUGUUAAAUAUAUUUGUUCUUCGUCAGCUCUUCAUCCUGAACAUUCUGUUAACCUUAACCAUGAUCAUAGUGUCAAUUCAGACUCUUUUUAUGCGUCUCUUAUUGAUGAUUCUACCCACAAGAGACACCUUGAUCAGAUACAUAACCAGUUAGUCGUCUCUGGGCUGCGACAUAAUGGAUUUCUCAUGACAAAACUGGUUAAUAGGAGCUCGAAUCUUGCACAAAUUUGUUAUGCUCGAAAGCUGUUUGAUGAAUUUUGCUUCCCUGACGUGUUUAUGUGGAAUGCUAUCAUUAGGUGUUAUUCGAGGAACAAUAUGUUCAGGGACACCAUUCAAAUGUAUAGGUGGAUGAGAUGGACAGGAAUCCAUCCGGAUGGAUUCACUUUUCCUUAUGUACUUAAAGCUUGUGCUGAGUUGUUAGAUUUUGAUUUGAGCUGCCUAAUUCAUGGACAGAUAAUCAGAUAUGGGUUUGGGUCGGAUGUGUUUGUGCAGAAUGGCCUUGUGGCAGUGUAUGCUAAAUGUGGUCGUACUGGUGUUGCAAAAGUGGUGUUUGAUGGGUUAUACCAUAGAACAAUUGUAUCAUGGACUUCCAUCAUUUCUGGAUAUGCACAGAAUGCAGAAUCUAUGGAAGCAUUGCGAAUGUUCAGUCAAAUGAGAAACGCUGAUGUGAAACCAGAUUGGAUUGCUCUGGUAAGCAUUCUGAGGGCUUAUACUGAUGUAGAUGAUUUGGAGCAAGGGAGAUCUCUUCAUGGUUGUGUCAUCAAGAUGGGUCUUGAAGAUGAACCUGAUUUGCUUAUCUCACUUACAGCUUUAUAUGCUAAAUGUGGGAUGGUGACAGUUGCAAGAUCUUUCUUAGAUCAAAUGAAGACAUCAAAUGUGAUUAUGUGGAACGCAAUGAUAUCUGGCUAUGCAAAGAAUGGCCAUGCUGAGGAAGCGGUACAUUUGUUUUGUGACAUGAUCUCAAGAAAUAUUAAACCGGAUUCUGUCACUGUGAGGUCUGUAGUCUUAGCUACCGCACAGGUUGGUUCCCUCAAAUUAGCACAAUGGAUGGAUGAGUACGUGAGAAACAGUAACUUUGGAAGUUGCAUUUUUGUUAACACCGCCCUCAUUGAUAUGUUUGCAAAAUGUGGAAGUCUAGUAUCUGCUCGCAUGGUAUUUGAUCGUAAUUCUCAUAAGGAUGUUGUUAUGUGGAGUGCCAUGAUUAUGGGAUAUGGAUUGCAUGGUCAAGGACGGGAAGCCAUUAAUCUUUACUGUGCAAUGAAGCAUGCAAGUGUAUUCCCAAAUGAUGUUACCUUUAUUGGGCUUCUCACUGCAUGCAAUCAUUCUGGCCUCGUAAAAGAGGGGUGGGAGCUAUUCCAUUGCAUGAAAGACUUCGAAAUUGAGCCUCGGAAUGAACAUUAUUCUUGUGUUGUUGAUCUCUUGGGACGAGCAGGGUAUCUGGGUCAGGCUUGUGCAUUUAUAAUGAAAAUGCCCAUUGAACCUGGUGUAAGUGUAUGGGGAGCACUUCUGAGUGCAUGCAAGAUCUAUCGUUGUGUAGGAUUGGGAGAAUAUGCUGCCAACAAGUUAUUCUCAUUGGAUCCAUAUAAUACAGGGCAUUAUGUCCAACUCUCUAAUCUCUAUGCUAACUCCCGCUUGUGGGAUCUUGUAGCACACGUUCGAGUUCUAAUGAGGGAGAAAGGACUAAAUAAGGACCUUGGUUAUAGUGUAAUUGAAAUAAAUGGGAAAUUGCAGGCAUUUCAUGCAGGUGACAAGUCACACCCAAUGGCUAAUGAAAUAUUCAAUGAGCUUCAGAUAUUAGAACGAAAGUUGAAGGAGAUUGGAUUUGUCCCACAUACAGAAUCUGUUUUGCAUGAUCUGAAUUAUGAAGAGAAGGAGGAGAAUCUUAGUUUUCAUAGUGAGAGGAUAGCUGUUGCUUAUGGGCUUAUUAGUACUGCUCCUGGAACUACACUUAGAAUAACAAAGAAUCUUCGAGCAUGUGUGAACUGUCACUCUGCAAUAAAGCUUAUAUCAAAGCUUCUUGAAAGGGAAAUAAUUGUAAGGGAUGCAAAUCGGUUUCAUCACUUUAAGGAUGGUUUGUGUUCGUGCGGCGACUAUUGGUAA